This is a messenger RNA of Babesia bigemina, 1638 nucleotides long. RefSeq names its product membrane protein, putative. The record is from RefSeq and is a predicted model, not a curated record. The transcript has 2 exons. Lineage: Eukaryota; Apicomplexa; Aconoidasida; Piroplasmida; Babesiidae. The coding region runs from base 1 to 1638 and encodes 545 amino acids.
AUGUGGACAAUACUUAUCACGUCGCUAUCGGCGCUGUUUUUGGCGUCUUCCACGGCUAAGGACAUUCACCGGUCGCAGAAGGCGAUCUUCUACCCACGCACAGAUGGCUUGGGCACCAUAACACGCGGAGUUGAAUCGCUAGAGACGGUUCAAAAGGCCAGGGCGAACAUACCUGCUACACCAGUGGUCAGUAGGAUCGCAACAAGGAAGGCUGCAACCGGAUCAACGAUACGCCACAAUUCGACACCAUCAUAUGCGUAUAACUCUGAAGAAAACGAAGCGCAUGUUUAUUCGAAUGAAAAUCACUCGCACAGUGAAUUACCGGUUUCAGAUUUAAGGCUCCUUAAAUGCUCUUCCGAUAGCUUCCAGGAGUCUGUGAUGAGCCCAGUGGUUGGCAGCAAAUGCGCGAUCACAUCAUUUCAAGGUUUUCAUGCCCUGAACAAAGGCGCUCAUGUCAGGCAAGUUGCAACUGACGACAUAAAUGCGCCAUUUGCCAUUUUCGACUCAAGGUGGACUGAAUUGAAAGGAAAGACCGAGCUUGCUAUUCCGCGAGUCAGCACGGCUGUUGUACGACGAAUAGGCAACAUGCAGCCAUAUUGCGCCAUUGUGCCCCAACCGAAUGCGUUUAGCAUUCUUGGCAAUCUCUUGGCGUCGCUGAGGCUGCUCAUGCUCGACCAGAAACCGUUGCAGAGCGAGCGCCCGCUGUCGCUUAUGCUAAUGGCCGGUGCGUCAACGUUACCGCUGGUAGUCGCCAAGCUGGCCUCUAUGCCAUGCAUUAUGGAUUAUUUGCGCAAGCGGUGGGCUUUCCAGGGAGAAUGUGGUGACUUAUCUGUGGAGUACGUCUUGCAGUCCAUGAUACGCAUCCUCUCCGCGGAGUCUGCGCUGAAAUUGGUCUUGCGCGCAUGGUUCUACGGACGCACUAUGCAGUGGAGUAACAUGCUCCCAGCCCCCGCCGGCAAUGUAUUCUCGAGACUAUCGCAAUCGCUUUCAUUUGUGCCUCACACCGUCGGCAUGCUCGGUUCGAGCAUUCUGGGUGGCUACUGGAAUUUGGAUGUGGCAAAGAGCGUGGUUCACGUGCUUGUACACACCGCUGUGCUCACAAGGGUGGCUGUGUUCACUGCGGCGCAAUACGCCUUUUUCAGGGAUAACUACCACACCGCAUCCUUCAUCAUUAGCCCCUACGCGUCGCAGAUUGCUUCUGUGGUUACAGGCGUACUGUGCGCUCUAUCAAGUGCGGCAACCGUGGUCACAUUGAUGCUGUUCAAGAACUUGGCUAACGCGGUAGACGUGGAACAUUUGCUGGACUCAGCCGGGUUCCGCGCAACGGAGAGCCAGGCUGCGGCAACUGGGUACGCCCGGAACGCUUUGCACAACAUCCCUAAGCUAUUCAAGUCGGUGCAGCUGGAUCUGCUGGUACAGCUCACCUACUACCACGACUACCUCGUGCGGUUGUUCCCUCGGGGCAUUGAGUGGCCGGUGUUACUGCUGCACAUGACCCUCGCGCUGAACGCGAACUCCGCUGCUGGCCUUUACCUUGCGCUGGUGAACUUGCUGUACUCCGUCGUCAACCAAAGGCUGAGCAACUACGAGCGGUCUAUUCUGACGCGAGACAUAGACGCCAUUGUUCAGGAGUCAUGA